This is a messenger RNA of Psylliodes chrysocephalus, 2406 nucleotides long. Lineage: Eukaryota; Metazoa; Arthropoda; Insecta; Coleoptera; Chrysomelidae. The record is from the annotation of a GenBank genome assembly.
CAUGCGAUUGUCCGGUUCCGCCGAUAACAAUUUAAAAUUACUUAUUCUAUGAAACGACACUGGCAGGUAAACAUUACUGCGAAAUUCUCGGAGCCGCCCGACGUGGUUUGACGUUUACCCCCUCUCUACCUACCAAAAGACUUUUCAACUUUUACUUUCUCUAUAACCACUGCUAUAUAGUGAGAGCAGAUGCUGGUUACAAAUAUUGGAUGAUAGGGCUGUAUCUAUUAUUUAUUUAUCUGAGAUAUCAGCAGAUAAAUUUGAAAAAGGGCUGUUUCUUCAUAAAAAAUAUAAUUGGAAAAUGGAAGGAAAAAGUUCUAAACGUUCCAGAAACUUUACGAAUAUCGACAAAAAUUUAAUUUGGUUAUUGAACACAGGGAUGUGAUUGAAAAUAAAAAAAACCGAUGGUACAAGUGUAAACGGGAAAAAUGAGGCAUGGCUGGAAAUAACUAACAACUAUAACAGUAAUUAGCAGACGGGCUCCUGUAAUGCUAAACAACUACAUGCUCUGUAUGACACAAUAAAGAAAAAAGCAAGGAAAAAUCUUCACGGUGACAAGGUUAGAAGUAGUUUUUUUAUUAUAUUGAUAUUUGCACAUACUUAUUUUGUUAUAGAAGAAUUUAUGUAAAACCGGCGGUGGAACUUUUAUUCUACAGAGUGAUGAGCUAGAUAAGAAAGUCUGUCCAGUUUUGAAAUCAUAAUACCAACCUUUGCAUAAUAAUUUUGACAUCAGCUGAAUAUUUUCAAGGUAAGGUUAUGGAAUAAUAAAUAUUAAUUGUGGAAUUAUUAGAAAUAUCAGGUGGAGCAAGUCAUGGUAUCGAAAUAGUUCAGUCUAAAGAUAUGCAAAGUCUCACAAUCCAAAUUCCUCAGUUGGCAAAUACAGUAUUGUCGCAAACGAAUCAAUCCAAAAGACCAUACAGCAAAUAUAAUGAAAUAGAUAAUGUACCAAAGAAAACACGAAAACAAAGUGUUGAGCAUUUACCAACAAGAAUAGUUGAAAAAAAAAAAAUUUAAAGAUAAAUUAAACAGAUUUACAAAAAAAAAGAAGAACUUUUUGAUAUCGAAAAAUCGGCAAAAGAAAAUCAACUAAAGGCAACAACUGUGGAAUUACUAAUUAAAAAGGCUGAAUUAAAAUUAAAAGAAAAAGAAAUGGAAAUAAAAAAUGUGGAACUUAAGCAAAACACUGAAGAACUAUUACAUGCCAGACGGCUUCAAGAAAUGGAAGUUGAAAUGAAAGAACAGGAACUUAACAUGAAAAAGAAAAUGCGUUCUACAAAAAAUAAUACAUUUUUUAUUUUUAAAUAUAUUUUAGUGUGCUGUAACAGAAUUAAGUUGGACUCUCCUCCAGACCGUGAUUCUUUGGAAAUUAUUUCGGUUGCAGCCGCAACUCUAUCUUCUAUUUUAACUACAAAUGACACAAUAUCGGAAAGAAAUGACAUCAGAAAAAUUAUAUCUGAAGAACUAGAAUCGCCCGAUGAUUCUGGAGUAUGCACAGAAACUACUAGUUUAGACAGAUCUCCAAGUCUUGAACAGAACAAUUGUGGCUGCGUAGGUAACUCCUCUUCAGCCCUUUGCAACUGUCAAACUCCAAACAUCAAAAAUGCUCACAAUCAUAUUGGCACUAGAGUGAUUCCAAAAUCAUCGUUUCCCAUCCGAAAAAAAAAUAGUGGAAGGACGAGGAAUUUACAAGAGGAAGAUUCCUCUAGUAGCGGUAGUUCUGAGACGUCAAGUUUCAACAGUACUUGUGCUGAUGAUGAAGAGAUUGCUAUGGCGUUGCAGGCUGCUGAAUUGGCUUCUAAAAAUGAAGUUAGGUCCAAAUAUAAGUCCAGCGAAGAUCUUUUACACCGUCUAUUUGUUUGUAUAGCCGGAGUUGCCGACCAACUCCAAACUAACUUCGCUUGUGAUCUCAGGAACAUCCUUAAAUCUGUAUUCCUCAUCAAUGCGACUGACACAACGGAAACUCCUCUCCUGAAAAGCGUAGAACCCGCCAAUCCCAUGGAGAAUUCCAUAGAGUAUCACCCUUCAGAGAAUGAAGUGAUUGAAAACAACGAAUUUUCAGUGGAUCCAAAUAUUUUGGCUCAAGAGGCUCUCUUUGAUUCAAAUAUUUAUUUCCAUUUAGAUUCGGAAGAUGAAUGUCCGGAGUAUUCGAAUCACCCCAGGCCGACGCAAGGGGAUGAACGGAGUAUAAAUUCUCUCUCAUCCGAUUUGAAUAGAAAUAGAGGUGGUUAUAAUCCCACUCCAACAGUACGUCAGUGUCGGAUAGCUAUUCAACAAAAUAUGAAUAUUCGUCUUCAAAUGGCUAUGGAUACAGGAAAUUGUCAAAUUUCUGAAAGUGAAGCACUUGAUAUUGUGGAAGUUGAAGAAAGUACACUUCAUUUUAAAAACAGAAAAUCAAGAGGAAGCUGA